GAAAUUUUUCUGCACAAGCACCAAGUCCCCUAAAAGAGCGCCGUAUCCCAGUUCUGUCUUUGCGUCUUCUUUUGCAUUUACGACGAACCGCCAAUAAUUCCUUCAUUAUACCAACGACGGCGACGAACCUUUUUUACUAUUGACGAUAGACCACGAACUGGCUGUCUUGUACAUUACGAUAGACUCCCCCUCUCCCACGUCGCCUUUGGCCAUAGACGAGAGAUUUUAACUUCCGGACUCAUCAUCCCUCAGCAAACUCGACAAAAAAAACUUCAAAAUUUGGCAGCCACAAAAGUGCUCAGGACAUCGUCCUCGACCCGACUCUUAAUUACCAACUCCUCGAAAUCACAAUGAAGGUCUUUUCCACAGCAAUAACCUUUGACUACUCCUGGGAGGAGGUAUCAACGGCGAACUGGCAAAAAUACGGUCCCUGGAAUGAUAAGGCAUCGCACGUCAUCGCCGUCGACACUCUGAACCGCCGCAUCGAUCCCACCACCGGCAUUCUGCGAACAGAACGUCUCAUCACCUGCAAACAAUCAGCACCCGAGUGGCUCAAAUCGCUUCUGGGCCACAUGGACACAAGUCAAGUGUACGAGGUUAGCUAUGUCAAUCCCGCCGCAAAGACCGUCACCAUGGUCUCCCAAAACCUCACGCUGGCGAAUCUUGUCAACGUCCAAGAAACUGUCGUCUACAAGCCCCUCAAUGCCCACCAAACACAAUUCGUCCAAGAUGCGCGGAUAACUGCCCUGUGCGGUGGCUGGCAACGGAUAAAGAACAGCAUCGAGGACUCGUUGGUCACGCGAUUCAAGGAGAAUGCCCACAAGGGCCGCGAGGGAUUUGAAAGCGUGCUGCAUAUGAGCCGGAGAGCAUUCGCGGAGGAACGACUGAAAGUCCAGAUGGCUGUGUGAGCACGGACUAACCGCAUCGCAUCGCAUCGCAUCAAAUUAUUUCGAUCGAUCUCACGGAUUGAUUGUACGAGAGAGCGCAAUUAGACGACCGAGGCAAUUCCAUUGGCGUUCGACAAUGGUAGGGUAUUUUUGAUUUAACACAAUACGUAUGGAGUUCCGGUGAUACCCACCUAUACAUGACCUUCGAACGAGGGUGGGGAUUGUUGGUUGGGUCCUGAAGGAUCAUUUAGAAGUUGGCAUUAGACUUGAUAGAUGGAUAGAAUACGAUAUAGAUCAAUCCACCCUUCUCCGAUGAAGACAAUUGAAUACACACUUCACUGUAC
Molecule: messenger RNA, 1231 nt
Organism: Pseudomassariella vexata
Lineage: Eukaryota; Fungi; Ascomycota; Sordariomycetes; Amphisphaeriales; Pseudomassariaceae
Product: MSF1 protein
Exons: 1
Coding region: 351-908 (185 amino acids)
Biological process (GO): phospholipid transport
Cellular component (GO): mitochondrial intermembrane space
Molecular function (GO): phosphatidic acid transfer activity
Source: RefSeq, a predicted model, not a curated record